Owenia fusiformis is the source of this 2511-nucleotide messenger RNA. NCBI's taxonomy places the organism in Eukaryota, Metazoa, Annelida, Polychaeta, Sabellida, Oweniidae. The record is from the annotation of a GenBank genome assembly.
CCAAGAUGUCUGCUUCCAUAAACAGUAUGAAAUCCUCUCAUACCACAAUGAGGCCAUGUUUGUGACAUUUGUCGAUACCAUGAAUGACUGAAGUGAGCUGAGCAGAUGGAAUGAAAGCUCUGAAAAUAAAUCUACAGUGAAAUUUGAACAAUCAACAUGAGGCUAACAUACAGAUAUUUUUGCUACGGUUCCAUGUUUGCCUCAAUUUCAUGGCUAAUCAUGAUCAUGGCCUACUUUCAUUACGAUUUUCACGAUUGGUCACCGUCAAAAUAUAUCCCAGAUGAAGGAUUCUCCAGAAGAGGGGGCCAUCCAAAAUUUCAGCCUCGUAAUCGGGAGAUCAUCCAUUAUGAUAUAGAUGAAGAUGCGCCAAAGACCGAAGAAGAUAAAAAAGCCGAGAUUGGUAUUAUACGUGACCCCAAAGACCAGAGGAUAAGAAGUGAAGGUUACCAUCAGUAUGCGUUUAAUCAGCUGAUAAGUGAUCGUAUUGGUUUCCAUAGAGAUGUUCCAGACACCAGGAAUCCAAUAUGUAAGCGACAAAUGUACCAAUCUAACACUAUACUACCCAAGGCCAGUAUUGUAAUAUGCUUCUACAAUGAAGCAUGGUCUGCACUGAUGCGAACCGUACAUAGCAUAUUAGACAGGACGCCACUUUAUCUUAUACAUGAGAUUAUCCUGGUAGAUGACUUCAGUGAACUAGAUCACCUGAAAGAAAAACUUCAGGAAUAUGUGGAUGAAAAUCUACCACUUGUGAAGAUAAUACGCAACAAAAAACGUGAAGGUUUAAUCAGAGCUAGGAUUAAUGGAGCCGACCAUGCCACUGGGCAGGUACUCAUUUUCUUAGAUAGUCACUGUGAAGUGAAUACUCAUUGGUUGGAGCCAAUGCUACAUAGAAUACACCAAGAUAAACGUAUAGUUACUGUGCCAAUUAUAGACAUUGUUGACCCCGACACAUUUGAAUAUGAACCAUCACCUCUCGUAAAGGGAGGCUUCAAUUGGGGUAUGCAUUACAGAUGGGACAAUAUACCUAUGGAUCAACUCAAAACUAAAGCAGAUAUGGUCAAACCAAUCAAGUCCCCUACAAUGGCUGGAGGUUUAUUCGCAAUGGAUAGGGAAUAUUUUAACACACUAGGGAAGUAUGAUCCUGGUAUGGAUGUCUGGGGAGGGGAGAAUCUCGAAAUAUCAUUCAGGAUCUGGAUGUGUGGUGGUCAGCUAGAAAUCAUUCCAUGCUCACGUGUAGGUCAUAUCUUCAGAAAGAGGCGUCCCUAUGGCAACCCUACAGGCUUCGACACAAUGACCAGAAACUCAUUGCGUGUCAUACAUGUCUGGCUUGAUGGUUAUAAGAAAUACUAUUUUUCUAGUCGUCCAGAUGCUAGAGUCAAAGACUAUGGAGAUAUAUCCGAGAGAAAAGCGCUGCGGAAGCGCCUUAAGUGCCAAAGUUUCAAGUGGUACCUAGAGAAUGUGUACCCAGAGCAAGUGGUUCCCGAUGAGAAGGGACACGCCCCUCCAUUUGUGGGGGGUUUUGUAGAACACCACAAGCCACAGCCUGUCAGAAGUGGACGUAUGAAGAAUCCACUGACAGACAUGUGUGUUGUGGCGGAGGGACGGCCACAUGUCAAGAAAUCUCUGCUCAAACUGGACAAGUGUGAUCUCAACAAUAAAGACCAGGUCUGGACAGAAUCAGAUGCUCAUGAGCUUGUCCUAGCAGACAUACUAUGCCUAGAUAUUGAUGAUCAUCAAGACAACGAGAUGUUCCCUCGUCUCAUGAAAUGUCAUGGGUCACAUGGCACCCAGGAGUGGAGAUGGACUGGAAAUAGAAAAUCUCGUCUUUACAAUCCUGCUUUGGGGAAGUGUGCAUCUGUAAAUGAAUCUGCCCGUAAAAACUUCAUCACCAUGGAGAUCUGUGACGAUACAUCUGAUAUGACAUUCACAUUCAUGUUGUUAGACUGAAUUUAGGAAAAAUCUGAAAUUCAUAAAUUCUUCACUGCCAGUGCCAACCUGCAAUUGGCUCUAAACCAAAAUCAAGUCAUGAUGUUUACUGCAAGGUAUCAUUUGUGGAUUAUGAGCAAAGAAUGAUACUGGCAGAAUGACACAUUAAAACGGAUUGUGAAAUAUGUUCAAUGGAUUUUACAAUCGACCAACAGGUAAUUGAAGCGAUUACGAAAGUAAUAGGAAAUAGAAUUUCUGAUACGAUUGUAGUGAGUUAUCAGCCAGGAAUGUGAGAAUUAGAGAUUAGAAAUUUAGAAAACUGUAGCAGAUGACGGAAUUAUUGCAGACCCAUUGUUUAUUUGGUUAAGUGAUGAGCCCCAAAAUGAUGUAAUUGAACGGGCAAAGCUACGCUGGAGUUUAUCAAUUGUCCAAACAUCAGCAUAAGUAACAAAUGAUGAUGUUGAACAUCAGCAUUACAACUGUGCAAUAAAAAAUGAACUCAAUCUACUCUAUAUAUGUAGAGAAACAAUUUUCAUUCUUGGUAUGCAUGUAGGCCCACAAUCAGACAUCAGGCUCAUUGUCAAG